AACACCACGCCGCAACAGUGCUGAUUCAAUAAACGGGGACCCAACCAUAAGGUCAACCUUGUUAGAGUACGCUCCCCUCGUUUAUCAACCAAUUUCUAUUCAUCAUGCCUGCGUCGGACCACCAUGACCACAUGUCCGACAACGAGCUUGAUAGGCUCUUCAGUUACAAUUUUGGCCCGGAAGGGGAUCGAGAAGAGGCCUCAAUAGCAGAUGCUUCUGCGCGGAAUCCUAAUGCCGCUCGACCUACGGACGGCGAUGAUGGACUGGGCAUAGAUCGAGAAGUUCCAAUCGGAGAGCGAAAGCGAAGACAGCCCAUUGCUAAACUCGACUCGACUUUACUCACCGGACCAAAAGGCAUUCCAAAAUUACGAUCCAUAGCGAAGAAGCAACUCAAAUUUCGGGGCAAAGGGCAUGAGUUCUCCGACACGGCUCGGCUAUUGAAUAUGUAUCAGCUUUGGCUCGAUGAGUUAUUCCCGAAAGCCAAAUUUGAAGACGGUCUGGUUAUGGUUGAGAAACUGGGUCAUAGCAAGAGUGUGCAAUCCGCGCGCAAGCAGUGGAUUGACGAGGAAAGGUACGGCACAAGCGCGACGAGGCAGAACUCGACUCCUCCUAGGAAUCUAUCUGCACAAGAAGAUCCUCCCGUUUCACCGAAGCCGAACGCGACAGACCACGCAUCCGGAAACCAUGCUACUCCGAGUAGUUUGCAGAAUCCCAACGAACCAUUAGAGCGACAACAACUUCCCACUUCAGGGAUCACCGAUCAUAGAGCUCCAGACCAACCGCCGAACUCAGACAUACCGGAUGACGAUGAAUUAGCUGCUUUGUUAGCCGAGACUACAACCGGUCCUGGAGAGCAUCAGACUCAUGGUCAUAGCCAGAGCACCGCGAUACAUAAGCCCGUUUCUAACGGGCAUGAUGAAUACGAGGCAGAGAUGGAAGCAAUGGCAGAUAUGGAUGACCUAUACGGUUGAACCGGUGCCACAUUGGCAAAAUGGAACAGCAUAAGAAUGUCAUUUACAGGAAGCCGGGACUGCUGCUUAUAGCGGUACUAGGGGACCUCAACAAGGGCAGUAUAUGUUAACAGAUCCUUCGGGAUAGACGUGCUCAACCAUUCAACGAACCUCAAGGACGGAACACCUCCCAAGUCCACGGUAGGAAUGGAAGACGGUCGUGCGGCACGACAUAGUACUUUUGGUACUUACCUGGUACCUGGGAGAUGGAUCAGCGGCAUGAAGAUUAAUCGAUAGAUUGAAGAAGAAAUACAGCCGAAUCAUUGGUAUCAAAGGCAUCAAGCGAUGUUAAACGUGUAACGAAUUAAUGUCAAUCUAAUUCACUCC
Molecule: messenger RNA, 1337 nt
Organism: Eremomyces bilateralis CBS 781.70
Lineage: Eukaryota; Fungi; Ascomycota; Dothideomycetes; Eremomycetales; Eremomycetaceae
Product: Swi3-domain-containing protein
Exons: 3
Coding region: 105-971 (288 amino acids)
Biological process (GO): DNA replication checkpoint signaling; DNA damage response; replication fork arrest
Cellular component (GO): nucleus; replication fork protection complex
Molecular function (GO): DNA binding
Source: RefSeq, a predicted model, not a curated record